This is a messenger RNA of Teleopsis dalmanni, 706 nucleotides long. Its product is annotated as gamma-glutamylcyclotransferase-like. NCBI's taxonomy places the organism in Eukaryota, Metazoa, Arthropoda, Insecta, Diptera, Diopsidae. The transcript has 3 exons. The record is from RefSeq and is a predicted model, not a curated record. The coding region runs from base 12 to 572 and encodes 186 amino acids. Gene Ontology annotation, molecular function: gamma-glutamylcyclotransferase activity.
ACCAAUUAAACAUGGCCAGUAAAUUUUUCUACUUUGGGUUUGGCAGCAACAUGCUGGCAAAGCGUAUUCACAUUCAAAAUCCCACGGCGGAGCGCAUAGGACCUGGAAAGCUGGAGAAUUACCGCCUGGAUUUCUUUUCAAAAUCCAGAAACUGGAAUGGAGCCCCAGCGACAAUAGUGCCAUGCUGUGAGGAAAAUGUUUAUGGCAGCAUAUGGGAAAUUGAUAUGUGCAAUAUGAAAGAUCUGGAUGAUCAAGAAGGCGUAGCACAAGGUAUUUAUGUACCCAUAUCAGUCUCAGUGCUGUCACUAAACACAAAAACUCCAGUUUGUUGUCGUGCCUAUCACUUGGCCAAUCAACCUACGACCAACUUAAGUAAAGCACCGGCAGAUUGCAUUCCAUUCAAUAGGCAGCCGUCCAAGACCUACCUGAAGACACUCGUUAAAGGUGCCAUUGAAACAGGCAUUGACGAUGACUAUGUGAAAUGGUUACGCACAAUUAAACACAAUGGCAAUACUGUGGAGAAAUUUGAAAAUGAUUUGGAACUGGCGGAGGUUGAACUAUGUACAAAUUAAGAAUUUAAUUAUUUUUUUAUUAUCUUUUGUACAUAUUUUAUUUAUUCCAAAUUUUUGCCUGGACAUUGGUCCUAACUGAAUUCUAUGUUAUUUUUCAUGCUGUAAGACAUCAACACAACAAUAACAACAACAAC